Messenger RNA from Thalassophryne amazonica, 684 nucleotides. RefSeq names its product ly6/PLAUR domain-containing protein 6-like. Gene Ontology annotation, biological process: positive regulation of canonical Wnt signaling pathway. The transcript has 4 exons. Lineage: Eukaryota; Metazoa; Chordata; Actinopteri; Batrachoidiformes; Batrachoididae. The coding region runs from base 39 to 560 and encodes 173 amino acids. Gene Ontology annotation, molecular function: acetylcholine receptor inhibitor activity. The record is from RefSeq and is a predicted model, not a curated record.
UUUAUGCAGCUGCAUGUGUCAAGCCAAACUGACCAGCAAUGGAGCCGUGGCCCACAGCGGCCUGGGUUGUACUGCUGAUCAUUGCCAUGGAACUGAAGAAGGGUGUCCACUCAAGGGACUUCACCGAGCAAGACAUCUUCUUCCUUCAUCCUUCAACCACCCCGUUUCCUGGUGGAUUCAAGUGCUUUACCUGUGAAGAUGCACAAGACAACUACCAGUGCAACCGCUGGGCACCAGAUGUGUACUGCCCACGUGAAGCCAGAUAUUGUUACACCCACCAUAUGAUGGAUGUGAAGGGGAAUAGUGUGUCUGUGAUAAAACGCUGCGUGGCUUUGGAGGACUGUCUUUCCACAGGAUGCACUGAGACAAAUCAGGAAGGAACCAAGGUGUGCACAGCCUGCUGUGAGGGGAAUAUAUGCAAUCUGCAGCUCCCGUGGAAUGAGACUGAUGCUGUUUUUACCACCAGCUCACCUCAUAGCAGCACAGAGGGCCUUUCACAAAGAUGCACUCUGGCUUUAUCUGUCAUUGUUUGCUCCUUCCACAUCUCCAGUGCUGUAUGAAAAGGGAAGAGUUCCCCAGAAGAGCUCAUGAAACCUGACACUGGGCAACGUUUUCUGGUUGGAUUCCACACCAACUUGAACAGUUGCUAAUUGAAACAUACAGUGCAUCCAGACAUUACUCAUA